This is a messenger RNA of Paraphaeosphaeria sporulosa, 1698 nucleotides long. Its product is annotated as mitochondrial carrier. The transcript has 5 exons. The record is from RefSeq and is a predicted model, not a curated record. The coding region runs from base 1 to 1698 and encodes 565 amino acids. NCBI's taxonomy places the organism in Eukaryota, Fungi, Ascomycota, Dothideomycetes, Pleosporales, Didymosphaeriaceae.
AUGGCGUUCGCCUACAAUUCGCAGCUUGAUGCUUUCACACUGUACCAUGUGUCAAAUGAAGAGGCGUCGCGUAAAAGAGUGAUAGGGCCCGCGCUGCCGGCACUUGGCCAUGCUACUUCCGGUGCCUUGGGAACUGCAAUUUCCAAGCUCAUCACCUAUCCUCUUGACCUGGUGAUAACGCGUCUGCAAGUGCAGAAGCAUUUUCAGACCGACGACCGUCAGGCGGAUUACGAAGGCGUCCUCGACGCGGUUGCAAAGAUCUACGAAAAUGAAGGAGGUAUUGGAGCAUUCUACACCGGUAUCUUGCAGGAGGUCGGUAAAGGCGUGGCGGACAGCUUCUUGUUCUUCCUCGCCUAUUCCUAUAUUGGUGAGAAGAGAAGAGUGGCGCAGGGCUCGCGCAAGCUAUCAGCAUUGGAUGAGAUCGGUGUAGGCGUUAUUUCAGGCGCCUUUUGCAAAUUCUUGACAACGCCCAUACAGAAUGUCGUCACACGGAAGCAGACCGCUGCAAUGGUGCACGCACGAGAUCCCACAUCGUCAUCUUCACCUAACUUGAGCGCCAAGGAUAUUGCGUUGCAGAUCCGAGACGAGAAGGGAUUGCAAGGUUUCUGGUCGGGUUAUUCUGCGAGUCUGGUGUUGACGUUGAAUCCCUCGAUCACGUUCCUGCUGCACAAAAUGCUGCUACGGCUGCUGGUAACGAGAGACAAGCGAUCGGACCCUGGAGCUCGGAUCACGUUCCUCAUAGCAGCAGUCAGCAAAGCGCUCGCGUCGACUGUUACAUACCCGUUCUCGCUCGCAAAGACGCGCGCUCAAGUGUCUUCGCAAAAGCCAUCCCAAACUGCAGGUCCUACGUCUGAAACAGAGAAGCUCGGAGAUUUCAGCCAAUCCCGAGCAGUACGAGCACGCCAACGAACGGUCUUCAGCACUAUUCUUCGCAUAGCUAAGACGGAAGGUCUAUGGGCGCUCUACCAGGGUCUGGGUGCAGAAGUCAUGAAGGGGUUCUUCUCACAUGGGAUCACGAUGCUCAUGAAAGAUCAGAUCCAUACCGCCAUCAUCAACAUGUACUACCUCGUUCUGAAAUCGCUCAAGAAGUAUCCCAGCCCGGAAGAUUUGGCAAAGAUGGCCUCCGAGCAGGCACAUGAUGCAUAUGAGCAAGGCAAAGAGCAAGUUGGCGAUGCGUAUGCGAAGGGCGUCGAGGUCGCCGGUUCUGCAGCAGCAAAGUUGCAAGAAGUUGCAGCGAGCGGGUCGCACCAGGCCGAGGGGUUGAUUGAGAAGGGGAGAGAGGCAGCGAGCGAAGCUGCGAAACAGGCCGCACAAGGGAGGAACGACCGCCUCUCACUUGCUGCUACCACUACCGCUACCUCUGCCGCGCAGUGCACCCGCGCCUCUGCUCACCGAAUUUAUUCUUCCCGGGCGUCCGGGCGCCCCCCGCAUAGCGACAGCGACACCAGCGCUUGCUCCCAAGCCGCCGCAAAUAACGCUGACGCCUCUAGCAAGGAACUGGAGGCGGAGCUUGAGAAGGACAUCGAGGAGAGCGAGAAGCGAGAGCGCAGGCUAAAGGAAAAGGUUGAGGCUCUCGGCUUCGAAGUGGAAGAGUGGAAGCAAGAUCGAAGCCAGCAAUGCACAGAACAAGCUCCAGAAGGAGAUCACCGCUCUCCGCGAGUCGCAGCGGUCGCUCCAGAUGCAGCUUCGCGAUACUGA